AUGGAGAAUUUGAUGGUUGGAGUAAUGUCAUCCGAGAGUUCCAGAAAUCCAGUAGGAUUCAUAAGUGCAGGAGAGGAUUUCCAUUGCAGCGUUGUACGGAUUCCUACGGUUCUGUCGUUACUUCUGGUGAGACUUGAUUCUGAUUGCAGCCACUCUGUUCACCAAUCUCGGAUCGUCAAUAAGCACAGAGUCGAAAAACAGUGGAAACAGGCGUGA
Necator americanus (New World hookworm) is the source of this 216-nucleotide messenger RNA. RefSeq lists its product as uncharacterized. Lineage: Eukaryota; Metazoa; Nematoda; Chromadorea; Rhabditida; Ancylostomatidae. The record is from RefSeq and is a predicted model, not a curated record. Bases 1 to 216 code for a protein of 71 amino acids. The transcript is spliced from 5 exons.